Messenger RNA from Telopea speciosissima, 1022 nucleotides. RefSeq names its product ubiquinone biosynthesis protein COQ4 homolog, mitochondrial-like. Gene Ontology annotation, cellular component: mitochondrial inner membrane. Bases 93 to 782 code for a protein of 229 amino acids. The transcript has 3 exons. NCBI's taxonomy places the organism in Eukaryota, Viridiplantae, Streptophyta, Magnoliopsida, Proteales, Proteaceae. Gene Ontology annotation, biological process: ubiquinone biosynthetic process. The record is from RefSeq and is a predicted model, not a curated record.
GAGAAGUGCCAGAAACUAGAAAGAGAAACGACUGUUUCUUCUCUUUCUAGUUUCGAAGGUUUGUUAGAUUUUGAAUUUAGAAGACCAGCACUAUGCUAAAAGGUGCACACAUUAGGCUUAAUGGAUGGCAGCAAGCAGCAGUUGCUCUUGGCUCAGCAUUUGGUGCUUUAUUGGACCCCAAAGGAGCAGAUCUAAUUGCAGCUUUGGGUGAGACAACCGGAAAGCCGGCCUUCCAAAGAGUUCUUGAAAGGAUGAAGAAGAACCCUCAGGGCAGAGCAAUACUCUUUGAGCGCCCACAUGUAAUAUCCACAAACGUGGGACAUGCAUGGGACCUACCAGAAAACACAUUUGGGGCAGCCUAUGCAAGUUUCAUGGGAUCCAGGAACUUUUCCCCAGAUGAACGGCCACCUGUAAGGUUCAUCGACACAGACGAGCUGGCUUAUGUGGCCACGCGAGCCCGCCAGGUUCAUGAUUUCUGGCAUGUACUAUUUGGUCUUCCCACCAACUUAAUUGGUGAAUCAGCACUAAAGGUGAUUGAGUUUGAGCAGAUGCUUCUUCCUAUGUGCCUGCUAUCGGUCAUAGGAGGCACUGCGAGGUUCAACGACAAGCAGAGGGGAUUGUUCUACCAGCACUACUUCCCUUGGGCCAUGUGGGCUGGUCUGCAGUGUACAGAUCUGAUGUGUGUAUACUACGAGCGGCACUUCGAUGAGGAUUUGGAGGAUGUCCGGAGAAAAUGGGGGAUAAUUCCCGCUCCUGCUGCUCGACAAAUGGGGGAUGGGUGAUUUCCAGUUUGUUUUGCCUAGUUAGAGUCAUAAUGCCCAGAAUUGACAAUUUCUUGUGUAAAUUGUCUGUGUAGUACGGAUUUCAACUUGUAAAUCUAUCCUGUCUAACUAAGUCAUUAGAUAUGUAAAUUGUCACUAGGUAUGAAAUCUAUGGAGUAUUCAGAACAAUCUGGAAAAACUCCAAUAGACCUUGUAGAAUAUUGAAGAGGUGUAUCUGAUUGAUGAAUAAAUAUGUUGGUU